UCCUGGCCGGUGACUCGAGGGUGCUCCCGCAGUUGCGACUCAUCGCUUAAAUGCGGCUGGCUGGACCGACAGCUUGGAGCCUGGUAGUAGGCAGGGAGCUGUGUUUCGCCCCGGUCGCCAUGCCGGCCGUACUGAGCCAACCCUGAGCUUUCCCGUCGAGUACUGCCUUCGUUGGGUUUUCUUAUUUGUUCCUUUGGCGCGGCGUGUUCCUCCGCUACGCUCUCGCGCUACGGAAAAGCCGAGCCUUGUCCUCGCCUAGCCUGCUAGCCAGCGCUGCCGGCGUGUCCUCCCAGAAUGGAGCUGGAAACCUCGAUGGAGCAGUCCGUUCAGACGCGCAUCUUCAAGAUCAUCGUCAUUGGCGACUCCAACGUGGGCAAGACCUGCCUGACUGUGCGCUUCUGCGGGGGAGCCUUCCCGGCCAACACCGAAGCCACCAUCGGCGUGGACUUCAGGGAGAAGGCGGUGGAGAUCGAGGGAGAGCACAUCAAGGUGCAGGUCUGGGACACAGCAGGCCAGGAAAGGUUCCGGAAGAGCAUGGUGGAGCACUACUACCGCAAUGUACAUGCUGUUGUCUUCGUCUAUGAUGUCACCAAGAUGGCUUCCUUCAUCAAUCUUAAGACCUGGAUUGAGGAGUGCAAUGGCCAUGCAGUCCCUGCCCUUGUCCCUAAAGUGCUUGUGGGAAACAAGUGUGACUUGCGGGACCAGAUCCAAGUGCCGUCCAGCAUGGCCCUGAAGUUUGCUGAUGCACAUAAUAUGCUUUUGUUUGAAACCUCAGCCAAGGACCCCAAAGAAAGUCAGAAUGUGGAAUCUAUUUUCAUGUGUCUGGCUUGCCGGCUGAAGGCCCAGAAGUCUCUACUUUAUCGGGAUAUGGAGAGGCAGCAGGGGAAGGCACCGAGAAUGACGCUUAUGCCAGAUGGGAGCAGCAAAAACUGUCUCUGCUGAACUGCUGAGGUUGCAAUUCCUGACCAUUUAAUGGGUAUGUGUGUGAGUGUAUGUGAGAAGGGCAGAUGGUUUUGACCCUCGAUGAACUGAAUCAAGACCUGCUUGUCUCAAUCUAAGUUAAAUGUUAAGUUAAUAAUAAAAUUUGUAUGGCAUUCAACUGGUUUGGUUGUAGCUUUGUUUAUGCUUGUUUGUGAUCUGAACAAGCCCUUGUGAUAAACACCUUUGCUGAUGAUGG
Messenger RNA from Zootoca vivipara (common lizard), 1177 nucleotides. RefSeq names its product RAB33A, member RAS oncogene family (gene RAB33A). Gene Ontology annotation, biological process: Rab protein signal transduction. Lineage: Eukaryota; Metazoa; Chordata; Lepidosauria; Squamata; Lacertidae. Gene Ontology annotation, molecular function: GTPase activity; GTP binding. The record is from RefSeq and is a predicted model, not a curated record.